Daucus carota subsp. sativus is the source of this 2471-nucleotide messenger RNA. Its product is annotated as probable nucleoredoxin 1. The record is from RefSeq and is a predicted model, not a curated record. NCBI's taxonomy places the organism in Eukaryota, Viridiplantae, Streptophyta, Magnoliopsida, Apiales, Apiaceae. The transcript is spliced from 5 exons. The coding region runs from base 115 to 1821 and encodes 568 amino acids.
AAUUAUAGUAUCGAGGAUAGAAACAUGCAGAAAAUCAAACCCUAACUACGCGGCGAUGGCGAGAGAGAGAUGAGAUUAGGGACGUGUUAAAGUAAGAACAGGAAGAAGAAGGAGAUGGAUAGUAACUAUGAGCAUGAUGUUGUCUUAUCUUCUAAGACCAAGAAGAGGCGGAUGAAUGAUGAUGAAUUGGUGCCAGAUUCCAGCUUAGACAAGUGGUCAGAGCAGGGGCUUGAAAAAGGAGAUAUUUUUAACUUAUCGGAUCUUCUCUUCACAAAACACAGAGAUUUUCUCAUCACCUACCGGCACCGCGAUCGUCCGGUCCAAGCUAAGCACCUGGAAGGCAAGGUUGUUGUCUUACAUUUUGUCCCACUCGUUCCUUGGAAUCAUUAUUUAAGGCGGGAAGUUGAUUCUUUGGUGGAUAUAUACAAUGACAUCCACGGCAAAGCUGCUUUCGAGGUUGUUCUCAUAGGGAUCACUCCUGAUUAUACUGAACCCUUCACCACAAAAGAACAACUCCAUUCCGCUCUUGAUCCAUCUUUCCUUGAGGAAUGUUUUGAGGAAAAGUUCUCUGUUAUGCCAUGGACUGCAAUCCCCUUCUUCGAUACCCAAUCCCGCAACUCUUUGGGGAAAAGAUUAGGACUUCCCGACGCUUUUAUUUCUGAAUUUCAAACCCUCUCAGUUGUAUUUGAUCCUUCGGGGGUUGUUUUGCAACCAGCUGCUGCUGGUUUCUUCUCCUGGUUUGGAGCUCAGGCCUAUCCUUUUACUGCCCAAAGGAUGGAUUGCCUCGAAAAUGAAUACGAGGAAGCACUCUAUCAUCCUUCCAUUACAAAACUCCUGACCUUUCCCGAAUGUAAUUACGUCAUCAACAACCAGAAUCAGGAGGUACCUGUUCACAAUCUCGAAGAUAAGGUCGUGGCCUUGUAUUUUGACGAAGAGUCAAUAUCCGCUGAACUUCCAAUAAAACUUAAAACUGCCUAUGACGAACUGUUGGCGAAAGAGAAAAAUUUUGAGAUCGUGCUUGUUCACAUACAUGAUUCUGUUUAUUCUAGCGAAUGUGCAACUGAAGAAUCAUUCUGGAAGACAUUCAGCAAAAUGCCUUGGCUGGCACUCCCAUUUAAAGACCCGAGGUGCAAGUAUCUGAAGCGGGUUUUUAGUUAUCCUGUGGAUUUGGAGGGGCCAGGGCCAGAUCCAAGGCUUGUGAUUAUUGGACCACGAGGAAAAUAUUAUGAGCUGUAUGGUGCUGAUAUUUUGCAGAGAUUUGGUGUUGAAGCAUAUCCCUUCACCCGCAUGAGAAUUGCCAAGUUGGAGGCUACUUAUAUGAAGGAAUUGAAGCUAGAUAAAUUCUGGGAUCCAAACAUUUCUUUUAUACAAAAAAAUGGGCCUGAAGUUAAGUUGUCGCAACUUGUGGGGAAGAGAAUCAUACUCGUCAUUGAGGGUGAGUGGGCCAGUGGCAAGUUUUUGAGGAGGCUAAAAGCAAGAUAUCUCGAAAUGAAGGAAACAGAUGAUGCAUUUGAAGUGAUUUUCGUCCCUAAGAAAGUGGGAUCUCCAUAUGGUAAGCAUGUUUUUGCGGCUAUGCCAUGGUUGAGGCAUCCUCAUCGUCCUAGAAGAACAAAUAUAGUCAAGUUGCUGUGUCGUUUUAGACGGGGUGAUGGAAUAGUUGCUUUUGAUCGUGAUGGAACGGUGGUGAGGAGAUCAACAGCUCCUUCGAUUGAAAGGGGGAAUAAGGAGUAUCCUUUUUAUGCUGGUGGUCUAGAAAAGGAGGCCUUGACUGAAGUCACAGAGAAAUAUAAUUGGGAUUAUUUGCCAAUUGAAGUAUGGUGAUUGCUAGUUGACAUAUUUAUGGUACCACGCCGAAGCUGUAAACAUCACUUUAAUCCGUCAGAUGGACAUUCUGGUGAUACUGAGGGUCAAGACACCCCUUUGUACCUUUUGGGGCUGUUGAGAUGUGGGAUGAUCUGGUCAUACCAAGCCUAGAAAGCCCAAAAUCAGAUACUUUAGUCUUGUACUAAUUAUCCAACAAUAUGUCGCUAGAUUUGAUAUCCCUAUAAUACAACGGAGGAUUCACUACAGAGUGGAGAUAUGCAAUGGCUCGGGCAGUUUUUGAGGCAAUUGUUAGGCGAAUUUGGCAGAGAAGGCCACUACUGCCUUGGUCACCAUGUAAAUGUUGGAACAUCCCAUUAGGCAUGUACUCGUAAACAAGAAUUUGUUCACCUCUCUGAAUGGAGCAACCUAGGUUGUCUCCCAAAUUCGGGUGGUUUACCUGAAUACCGGAGUUUGAUCUCAUUCCUGACUUACUCAAUGUUGUCUGCAUUAUAUGCUCGAUGCUUCAUCCGUCUAAUGGCUACUAGCUCAGCAUUGUUGAGUCUGCCAGCAUAUACUGUUCCAUAAGCCCCUGUGCCUAAUCUAUGUUUACCAGAGAAGCUUUGAGUAGCCUUCUCUAUUAUUUUGUAUGGAUAUCCAUGAAUGCUGAU